Molecule: messenger RNA, 1160 nt
Organism: Pocillopora verrucosa
Lineage: Eukaryota; Metazoa; Cnidaria; Anthozoa; Scleractinia; Pocilloporidae
Product: rho GTPase-activating protein gacFF-like
Source: RefSeq, a predicted model, not a curated record
CAGACUUCUAUAUCCCUUGGACAAUUACACAGUCAGGAGUUUCCGUCGAAAUCAAAGGUGAAACUUUGUUGGUUAUCCAUCCUGACCAUAUAAAAGCAGUGAGAUACUCAAGGAUUUUCGCACAUUAAUCUGUGAACUUGUACGGAUCGUCGUAGAAACAUUCAGCUUUGAAAUAUUCCAUUGAUCUGAGUUCAAAACAAUCAUUGUUCAGCGAUCCAUGGCCAUUUUAACGACCCGAGAAGCGACGCUAAAAGAAGGGUACCUUUUCAAACAGAGUAGAACUGUUUGGAAAUUAUGGAAAGCACGAUUUUUCAUCCUUAAAACGACUGGUUUGUUCUAUUACAAGAAGAAGAGUUACUGCACCGGUCUGGCGCUUGGGGUGAUAUCAUUGAAAGACAUUUCAAUGCAAGUUGACGAGGUUGGCGAUCGAAGGAGAAAGUUCUGCCUAAAGAUUAACGCAGAUGGGAAGAACUUUUCUCUUUGUUGCUUUUCCGAGGACGAAAGAAACUCGUGGAUGACAGCCAUAUUAACAGCUGUUACAUCGUAUGUUAUCAACCAUUACGAAGGGGCGAAAACCGACGAGAUCAGUUACAUGACAAGAGGUAAAAGUCUAUCGCGCUCCAAGUCUUUCGAUGCAAUCACUGGCGCAAAGCUUAAUCCUCCGAAAGCUUCAACCCUGAGUACCAGCGCUACUGAUCUAGAUCGAAUAGUGUUGCGAGAUGCGAAGUCAACUCCGCUUCCGAAAAGAAAGCAAAAAGCAUUCUCCCAUUGGGAUUUCAAAUGGAGAAACAGCUACAUAAGCUUUGACGUGAUUUGAUCGGCGAGAGAACAUUACAUUUUUUUUAUUUAAACGAGAUUGCAUCAGUGAAUUAAAUUAUCAACUGAAAUACAGGUCAUAUUUUGUACAUACAUUUUGGAUGAUUUUUUUAAUCCGCAAGGAAAGAAACAUUGACGUUUUUAAGUGUACGGAUAGAAACCACAAGUUAAGUGCCGGAAGUUGCAGUAUUUGUGUCGGCUUGGAAAAUAUUGUACCUACGUUCCGUUUGUAAAGAAACCUGCUCGAAUAAUAGCGAUAUCUGUAUUAAUGAUAUUAUUGUAAAUAGUAUUUCUUUUGUAAAUAACGAUAUCAGAAAUGUUUUAAUAUAUGCUGAUUACAUGAU